Molecule: messenger RNA, 231 nt
Organism: Opisthorchis viverrini
Lineage: Eukaryota; Metazoa; Platyhelminthes; Trematoda; Opisthorchiida; Opisthorchiidae
Exons: 2
Coding region: 1-231 (76 amino acids)
Source: RefSeq, a predicted model, not a curated record
AUGUACGAUGAUUCCGCACAGGCGUCGACCAGCCACCAGAGCGGAAGAAACUUUCACACAAUCCUAGUGACAGCAGGUACAUCCUGUGAAGAACAAAGCAAUCCCACAGAAUUCAUCACACGAACAGAGAUAUUAAUGGAAUGCCUCUGUAGUCAGAUUAUCAGUGCUGAGCUCAACUCGCAGGCGAACGGCGGACACAUGACCAGCGCAGCUGAUCAGGUCUAUAACUAA